AAAGCCAAACUUAAAUUAAAAAACAAAGCACGGACACAGUUAAACCGACUUAAUUACGUGUGCCCAGAUAUUAAACCUCAUGCGCUUGAGCAGCAUGGCACCACGCAUGCAGACUUGGUCAGAUGAAGACAGCAACAUUCUACCUUCUCCUCUUCCAUGUCUUCGCCUUCCUCUCCUCGCCCAGAACCGCCGGACGCGACGCCUCCAUCACCGGCAGCCAUGAUGAUCGAGAGCACGCCGUGGCGAUCACCGGCCAGCUGCCAGCCGUACCACCGGCGGCGCCGCUGGCCAGCUUCGCGCUCCUCUUCCCCAGCCUCCAGCAGAUCCGCGGCUUCUCCGUCGUCGGCGGGCGCAUGGCGGCGACGUCCACGAAGGGCGCCGGCGAUCGCGGCGGUGUUGUGGUCUGGGGCAUCCCUUGGUGGGAGUGGGGCAACCCCGCCGCGCCUUCCGCCCUCCGAGCCGCGCUCUGCCGCCUCUACGCCGAGGCGUACUGCGGGUCGUUCUGCAGCGUCGGGGAGCGGCGGCACCGGCACGUGCUGGUUGACGACAUGGCCGGCGGCGACGAGGACGUGCUGCAGAAGUGCAGGGUGAGGUGCGUUGCCGUUGCCGAUCUCCCCUGCCACGCUCUUGGUACAGGCGCCGAAACUCCGUAUUAUUCAGUGAUUUUUGACAGGUUGCGAUGGCUGGUUAUGAAUUCAUUAUCACUACGACCAUGGGUCCUACUUGCAACAACUUGGAUCAUUGUUUAUUUUCGUCUGAAAUAUAGGAUGGACAACGAAAGGAGAACUGAAAUCCGUACAAUAGAACAUCUUUCAGCGGAUGAGGUAGUCGAUUUACCACGAAGUCGUAUUGCUAGCGUUGCUUCCAUAGAUCUGCCUACAAUGGAAAGAGCCACAGGAGGUUUCUCCAAGAGGAAUAUCAUCGGUGAAGGUGGUUUUGCCAUUGUUUACAAGGGCAAACUACCCCAGAAUCAUGUCCUCGCAAGGGAUUUACAUUACCAAAGGAAGAUUGCGGUGAAGAGGCUUAAACCAUCGGCUCAGUCCACAAAAGGCUUGAAUGAUUUCACCAGAGAAGUGGAGCUGAUGUCCAGGUUUAGACAUGGCAACCUCAGCCGGCUCCUCGCCUACUGCACUGAAGGUGACGAGAGAAUACUCGUGUAUGAGUACAUGCCAAAGAGGAGUCUGGAUGUCUACAUAUUCGGUACACCAAAACAUCGGGCAUCUCUAAAUUGGGCAAAGAGACUAGAGAUUAUCCAUGGGAUGGCCAAAGGUGUCAACUACCUUCAUGAAGGAUCAAGGGAGAUUGUCAUUCACAGGGAUCUGAAGCCUUCCAAUGUGCUCUUGGAUGAUGAAUUCACUCCAAAGAUAGCAGACUUUGGCGCAACUAAAACACUUGUUGCUGAUGACACUGGAUCUCAGACUAUAGUUUUUUCACCGUAAGGAAAUGUUUUAUUGCAUAAUAAAAGACAAACACAUAUAUACACCCACAUAUUGCACAAACUAGUAAUUAUGCACCCUUUAAUACCAUGAUCAGAUAGAGA
Messenger RNA from Oryza brachyantha (malo sina), 1540 nucleotides. Its product is annotated as cysteine-rich receptor-like protein kinase 41. Gene Ontology annotation, biological process: protein phosphorylation. Lineage: Eukaryota; Viridiplantae; Streptophyta; Magnoliopsida; Poales; Poaceae. The transcript has 5 exons. The record is from RefSeq and is a predicted model, not a curated record. Gene Ontology annotation, molecular function: protein kinase activity; ATP binding. Bases 123 to 1439 code for a protein of 438 amino acids.